This is a messenger RNA of Sinocyclocheilus grahami, 366 nucleotides long. RefSeq names its product nuclear receptor subfamily 6 group A member 1-A-like. Gene Ontology annotation, biological process: regulation of DNA-templated transcription. The record is from RefSeq and is a predicted model, not a curated record. NCBI's taxonomy places the organism in Eukaryota, Metazoa, Chordata, Actinopteri, Cypriniformes, Cyprinidae. Gene Ontology annotation, molecular function: DNA-binding transcription factor activity; sequence-specific DNA binding; zinc ion binding. The coding region runs from base 1 to 366 and encodes 121 amino acids. The transcript is spliced from 4 exons.
AUGGCAGCUGUAUGGCUCUCACAGGGCUCUUUGGAGCUACAAAAUGCCUUGUUUGAUGACCAGGCUGAGCAGCGCUCUUGUCUUAUUUGCGGAGACCGUGCCACAGGACUGCACUAUGGCAUUAUUUCCUGCGAGGGCUGCAAGGGCUUCUUCAAGCGCAGCAUCUGCAACAAGCGCGUCUACCGCUGCAGCCGCGACAAGAACUGCGAGAUGUCACGCAAACAGCGCAACCGCUGCCAGUACUGCAGGCUGCUCAAGUGCCUGCAGAUGGGAAUGAACCGCAAAGCAAUCAGAGAAGAUGGCAUGCCGGGAGGCAGGAAUAAAAGCAUCGGUCCUGUACAGGACUUUUUAAAAGUCACAAAUUAA